Cuscuta epithymum is the source of this 735-nucleotide messenger RNA. NCBI's taxonomy places the organism in Eukaryota, Viridiplantae, Streptophyta, Magnoliopsida, Solanales, Convolvulaceae. The record is from the annotation of a GenBank genome assembly.
AAAGGACCAAAACACACCAACUAAACAGGCCAGACGGACCACUUAAAACGUCGUAAAAAACAGUUGUGACUUUUCAAUGGAGUGUUCUCCGGUCUCUAUUCUUUUCCAAGUUCGCCAUCGAAGUCAAGAAUAACUUCAAUCCAGCGAACUGCUGCCCUUUAAUAAUUGAAAACUAGCAUCUUAUUUUGUAGUGGUAAAUUGAAGCUAAGAAUGAUUGAGAAGAAGAGGGUUCAAUUCCUCCUCGCCGUCUUCAUCAUCGCCCUUCUGAGCAUCACAGCCGAAAAAUGUAGGGAAGUGGUCGGCAAAGAGGCAGCAUCCAAAAGUGGGGAUUUUAAUAUUCUGAACUGCUUGGAUGGGGGCACUGGAACCCUAGCUUGUGUUGUUAAGGAGGGUGUAAAGCUAUACUUUUACAAUAUAAGAAGUGCACACAUCGAGAAAGCUAAGAAUUUAGCAAUCGAAAAGGCUCUGGCUGAUGCCAUAUCUCAAGCAAAAACCAUCACAGCUAAGCAAAUCCAGUUAGAAGGUGCAAAAGCUGCCAAACUAGCAAAGCGACAAGCGAAUCGAGUUGUCGGCCCUAUCAUUUCAUCAGGAUGGGAUUUUUUUGAAGCAAUAUACUUGGGGGGUACGAUGACUGAAGCAGUUCUAAGGAGCAUGGGUACAUUGUCUGGCACCUAUUAUGUUGGUUUUCUUGGGGAGGCGAGCUUUGGAAGGAUUGGGUAUUUUGUCGGAAGUGAG